AUGUCAUAUUACGACGUGGAUGCUAUCCUGACGGACUCGCAGAAACUACCAUGUACAUUUGAACUCGACGUGCCUGGACUGGGCUAUCUUGAUGGGAAUCCAGGCCAGACGAUCAAAGCUGGCACAAAAAUCGACCUACCUAUGUGGCUGGGCAUUCUACUCGCGGUGUCUAGUGGGAAUCCGCAGACUGAGAUCUCCCAUCACCGCGAUAGGAACACACCCGGGGCGAAUCCACUGGUAUCGUUGGAUUUUCCAGCGCCGCUGCAGCAACGCGUCAUCAAUGCUCUGAAGGCCGAUCCCAAGACAGUGGAUCUACGAGGUCAGGCACCGCAUUUUUACGCCCUCGGGGCUCGGAUCAUGGAUCUGUUCGAGGAUCAAGAUGUAUUGGACACGCUGGUUGAUGUACGUUUGUGCCAUGACAAGCAAUCCAGAUGCGCUGACUCACGUGGGCAGACAUUCAAACAACGAGCGGCUUGCAUUGCGGAUCACGCUCAUAACCCUCGGGGUGCAUUGGGCGAUGGUGCGGAUUUCAUGCGUGGCCUGGAUGAAAGUGAGCGGAUGCUGUUCAGAGCUGCCCAUGAGGGGCCCAAGGCCGUGAAGGCGUGGACAGUGGAAUUGAAGAAGGAUACAUAA
Exophiala bonariae is the source of this 633-nucleotide messenger RNA. RefSeq lists its product as uncharacterized. Lineage: Eukaryota; Fungi; Ascomycota; Eurotiomycetes; Chaetothyriales; Herpotrichiellaceae. Bases 1 to 633 code for a protein of 210 amino acids. The record is from RefSeq and is a predicted model, not a curated record. Gene Ontology annotation, cellular component: GINS complex. The transcript is spliced from 3 exons. Gene Ontology annotation, biological process: mitotic DNA replication initiation.